This is a messenger RNA of Cheilinus undulatus (humphead wrasse), 7433 nucleotides long. It is a transcript of the gene sbno1, whose product is annotated as strawberry notch homolog 1 (Drosophila). Gene Ontology annotation, molecular function: chromatin DNA binding; histone binding. The record is from RefSeq and is a predicted model, not a curated record. Gene Ontology annotation, cellular component: nucleus. The coding region runs from base 325 to 4542 and encodes 1405 amino acids. Gene Ontology annotation, biological process: regulation of DNA-templated transcription. NCBI's taxonomy places the organism in Eukaryota, Metazoa, Chordata, Actinopteri, Labriformes, Labridae. The transcript is spliced from 33 exons.
UGGAUCACGUGAUGCAGUAUUAGCUCGUUGACUCUGCUAUGUUUGUCGUUUGUGUUAACGUUUAAGAAAUGCUAAAUUUUUCGCUUGUAGUGGGUUCUUGUCAUGUUAGGAUGCCCUGCAGCUCUCUGGAGACCCGCUUUUAUCGACACUGGCUGAGGAGUUUGACGGUAAAAACGCCCGCUGUUGGCCUACUCAUCACGUGACCAGCAUGCGGCUGAGCGUUUGAUAAAAGAUGGCGUGAGCGCGCGGCGGAGCGGAGAGGACAACACAUCUGAAAUACGGAGCACCGCCGACCGAGACACAUCGCGGUUGUUAAACUGCCAGAUGGAUCCGGGACAGGAUUUGCUUCUUGCCGCCCUCAGUGAGAGUGGCAUUUGCCCAAAUGACAUCGGUUUGUUUGAUGCGGAAUCUCAGGAUGUUGCACAAGCCUCUUCAACACAGCAAUCUAUCUCCAUCAAUUCCCUGGAUGUUGGCAUGGCGACAGAGUCAGUGGAAGUUGUUCGGGCUGAGCCUCCAGCUCCAGUCCCAAUAGUUACUAUCAGGCACAAACCUCAGCCAUCAACCACCACGUUUGUCUUAAAUCAGCUGAAUCAGUUGCCAUCACUUGGUGGUGUUGUGACCAAACCAUCAGCUACAAACAACAUCAAACACACCAUAACUGUCACCAAGGUGGUUCAUGUCACUAACUCAGCCCUGCGUGGUUCACCCAUCCCCUCCACCACAAGCAUCCCCCCUUCGGUGUCCACAGUUGUGCCUUCUAACAGAGAUCAGCAGAUUCAGCUAAAAGAUCUUCUAAGGACUAGCAGUGUAAAGAGCACAGGCCUAAAAGGCAACAGCCUGAUGGAGCUUAUGAAGCUAAAGCCUCCACCUGACAUUGCCACACCUGUGGCCACAGCAGCCGCAACAGCAGAAACCAACAAUGGCUUCAAGAGGGAAGUUUUGGGUAAAGAUGCUGCCAGGAUCUGGAUAAAUGACAACAUUAAAAUGCAAAACUUCACACAUUCACUGAAACCUCCAGGAAUAAAAGAGGAGGAAGAGCCUGAGGAGGAAGAAGAGGAAGAGUUGGGUCAUGCAGAGACUUAUGCAGAGUACAUGCCAAUGAAAUUAAAAGUUGGCCUGCGGCAUCCAGACCCUGUUGUGGAGACCAGUUCCCUGUCUAGUGUUAGCCCCCCUGAUGUGUGGUACAGGCUGUCCAUCCCAGAAGAAGCCAUCGAUCGAGGCUGCCUGUCUGCACUGCAGCUGGAAGCCAUCACGUAUUCAGCUCAGCAACACGAGACGUUCCUCCCCAGUGGCGACCGUGCUGCCUAUCUGAUCGGUGAUGGAGCCGGUGUGGGAAAAGGCCGAACCAUUGCAGGGAUAAUCUAUGAGAACUACCUUUUAGGCAGGAAGAGAUCACUUUGGUUUAGUGUCUCAAAUGACCUGAAGUACGAUGCUGAGAGGGAUUUAAGGGAUAUUGGAGCCAAAAACAUCCAGGUUCACUCGCUCAACAAGUUCAAAUACGGCAAAAUUUCCUCCAAACACAAUGGGAGUGUGAAGAAAGGAGUCAUAUUUGCCACCUACUCUUCGCUGAUUGGUGAGAGCCAAUCAGAAGGAAAGUAUAAGACCCGGUUUCAGCAGCUUCUUCACUGGUGUGGAGAGGACUUUGACGGAGUUAUUGUCUUUGAUGAAUGUCACAAAGCCAAAAAUGUUUGUCCAGUCGGAUCAUCCAAACCUACAAAAACUGGGCUCGCUGUGUUGGAACUGCAGAACAAACUCCCAAAGGCUCGAGUUGUUUAUGCAAGUGCUACAGGUGCCUCUGAACCGCGAAAUAUGGCUUAUAUGAACCGCCUGGGUAUCUGGGGACACAAAACACCCUUUAGAGAGUUUGGCAACUUCAUUCAAGCUGUUGAGCGCAGAGGCGUGGGUGCCAUGGAAAUAGUGGCUAUGGACAUGAAACUGAGGGGGAUGUACAUUGCAAGGCAGUUGAGUUUCACAGGUGUCACCUUUAAGAUCGAGGAGGUUCCCCUGAGUAACAAAUACAUCAACAUGUACAACAAGUCAGUGCGACUGUGGGUGACAGCACGUGAGAAGUUCCAGCAGGCUGCAAACCUGAUGGAGGCAGAGCAACGCAUGAAGAAGUCGAUGUGGGGCCAGUUCUGGUCCGCUCACCAGAGGUUCUUUAAGUACCUCUGCAUCGCAUCCAAAGUCCACCGAGUAGUCCAGUUGGCCAGAGAGGAGGUCCAGAAUGGAAAGUGUGUCGUCAUCGGUCUUCAGUCCACUGGAGAGGCGAGAACUCUCGAGGCCUUGGAAGAAGGAGGAGGCGAGCUCAAUGACUUUGUGUCAACAGCAAAAGGUGUGCUGCAGUCUCUGAUUGAGAAGCACUUUCCAGCUCCUGACAGACAGAAGCUUUAUAGCCUGCUGGGUAUCGACCUCUCAGCCAAGAAAACUCCCUCUCCCAGUGAGACUGCAGCAAAACCAGAGCCGAAGGGCAAGAAGAGGAAAGGUCCAGAGGUGAAAAAGCAGCCGAAGAAGAAGCAGCGUAAGCAUGGAGGUUUAUCAGGAUCCAGCUCGGACGAGAGCCAGUCAGAGGAAUCGGACAGAGAUUCAGGGAAAGACUGCGACAGUGACGACAGCUUCAAAUCUGUCAGCUCAGGGGACGAGGACGAUGACUUCAACCCAUUCAGAGAUGAGUCCAAUGAUGACGAGGAAGAUGAUCCAUGGCUCAUCAGAAAAGAACCAAAGAAAGGGAAAGAAAAGAAGAAGAAAAAGAGGAGGAAGAGUAUCGAUCCAGACUCCAUUCAAAGUGCCUUGUUAGCUUCAGGGCUGGGCUCCACCAGGCCUGCGUUUUCUGCCCAGGUUAACCCCCCCAGCACACCUGCAACAGUCAAAGCGGAGAGUCAGGACAGCUGCGUAACAAGUCAAGACGCAGUGGAGCACGCCCAGCAAAUGAAGAGAAACUUGCUGGAAAAGCUGGAGGAGCUGGCUGAGGAUCUGCCUCCCAACACUUUGGACGAGCUCAUUGAUGAGCUGGGGGGACCAGAAAAUGUGGCUGAGAUGACUGGCCGUAAAGGUCGUGUGGUCAGUAACGAUGACGGCAGCAUCACCUAUGAAUCCCGCUCUGAGCUGGAUGUACCAGUGGAAAUCCUCAACCUCACAGAGAAGCAGAGAUUCAUGGAUGGAGAGAAGAACAUUGCCAUCAUCUCGGAAGCUGCCAGCUCAGGUAUUUCCCUGCAGGCUGAUCGUCGGGUGAAGAACCAGCGGCGGAGAGUCCACAUGACACUGGAGCUGCCAUGGAGUGCAGACAGAGCCAUACAGCAGUUUGGGAGAACUCAUCGGUCAAACCAGGUCACAGCUCCAGAAUACGUUUUCCUCAUUUCAGAGCUUGCAGGAGAGCAGAGAUUUGCGUCCAUCGUUGCCAAAAGAUUAGAAAGCUUGGGUGCUCUAACACAUGGAGACAGAAGAGCAACAGAAACCAGAGAUCUCAGCAGGUUUAAUUUUGACAACAAGUACGGUAGAAGCGCUUUGGAAAUUGUGAUGAAGUCCAUUGUAAAGCUUGAUUCUCCAUUAGUGUCUCCACCUGCUGACUUCAAAGGAGAUUUCUUCAAAGAAAUUCAGGGUGGAUUGAUAGGUGUGGGACUCAUAAACAUCGAGGACAGAUCUGGAGCAUUAUCACUGGACAAAGACUACAACAACAUUGGAAAGUUCCUGAACCGUAUUUUGGGCAUGGAAGUCCAGCAGCAGAAUGCUUUGUUCCAGUACUUCUCUGACACUCUGGGAGCCGUUAUACAGGAGGCCAAGAAGAACGGCAGAUAUGACAUGGGCAUUCUCGAUCUGGGCUCCGGGGAUGAAAAGGUGAAGAAAGUGGACUGCAGGAAAUUCCUCACACCAGGCUACACUACAUCAGGACAUGUGGAGCUCUACACGGUGAGUGUGGAGAGGGGGAUGUCAUGGGAGGAAGCGACGCACGUAUGGGCAGAGCAGAACGGACCAGAUGACGGCUUCUAUGUACAGAUGAGGAACAACAAGAAAACGGCCAUCCUGGUCAAAGAGGUGAACACUAAGAAGAGGCUCUUCCUGGUCUACAGGCCAAAUACGGGUAAACAGCUCAAACUGGAGACCUACAGCGACAUCAAGAAGAAAUUUAAAAAGGUCUUGUCAGAGGAUGCCAAGCAGCACUGGACAGAUCAGUACAUGUCUUCUGCUAAAAUCUGUUCUCAUGCAUACUGGCGUGGGAACUGUAAGAAAGCCUCAGUGGGUCUACAGUGUGAGAUUGGUCUUCGGUGCAGGACGUUUUACGUUCUGUGCGGCUCGGUGCUCAGUGUGUGGAACGAGGUGGAAGGCGUCCUCACGCCAGUCAGUGGAACCAAUGUGAAGGUGCAGAUAGUCCGGCUCAGAACAGAAGAUGGACAGAGGAUAGUCGGACUGAUCAUUCCAGCCAACUGUGUGUCUCCGUUAAUCAACAAGCUGUCAACGUCAGACCAGUCCCAGCAGCUCGCUGUGCAGGAGCAGCAAAAACGGCAGCAGCUCCAUCCCCAGAGUCUCAGUCAUGCACCCAACACAUAGUCCAAGGUGGACCAGUCCCAUCUCCAACUCCCCUUGAGUCCACGUCCCAGUCUGAAGGGAUCUGACUCAUCAGUCUCUGUCUCUGCACUGCAGGCUCCAGAACUACUGUCCCUGUUCUGCACCCUCAUGCACCCUCACCACCACCAACUCCCGAUGUCUCUGAGGGCCCGAGCUGUCCCACUGAACCGUGGCGACGCUUGGAUGUGAAGCAGUGGUUUGUACAGAGAAAAGAUUUCAGGGUUUUUUUCUUCUUUGUUUUUUUUAAUCUCCAGAGACUCCUUUCAUCUCAAGAGAUUUGACAGGUGAUGUUUUGUCCUCUGACAUUCAGAGUGAAAAGUUUGUGAUAUAUUGAUGGAGUCAGAACAUAGAGGGCAUGUUGGCUUGUGGCUGUUGAAUCAUCCACUCCUCCUCUACUUAAAGCUGAUUGGUUCAGACUAACUGGUAUGAAGCAAAUGCUUUUUUUUCUUUUCCAUAAGAAAAUCUACCUUAAUUAACUCAAAAUGGGCAUUUAAUGUUAAACUACAAUUGCAUAUUUAAAUGUAUAAUAGAAACCAUCACUCCUCAGACAUUCAGCACUAAUGUUUAGAAGCAUUUGUUUAGUUGACGUAGAAGAAAAUGCAGAAAAAGUCCAGGAAUCAAACUGUCUGAUUCUCUGUUGUAUCAGCUCUUUUCUUUCCAGGAUCCACCUGCAUCGUAUUCUCUGACCAGCCUUUGUUUGUUUCUGCUUUGUCCUUUUUUUCUCAAACUAAAUCAAAGCUCCAUGGUUUGUUUUGUAGAAAAAGUCAGUUUCUUUCUUUAUUGAGUGUGUUUACAUGGACUUGGGUAUUGUGGUUAUGAGUGUGAUACUGUGUUAACAUGCCCACAGAGACACCAGGAUUUUCUUAUCCCUGCAGACAUUAGAAAUACUAGUAUCUUUGUUUUUGAUUACUGCAUUGUAUCUGAACAGGUGUCUGUGAUGCUGAAAUUCUUUUUAAUCUGAGAAAAAUGAGGCUACUGUGAAUUAUUUUGGGCUUACCACUAAUAAAAGCCGACAUCACAUUUAAGAUAAAGUAGAUAGUUUAUUCUGUCUCCAGAAUAAACUACACUCGCGUUUUAUUAGUGACUGAAACUAUUAAACCGUUGACUUUACCAAACAUAUGAAAUGAGCACAUUUAGACACAUUUUAACACCGCUGCAGCUCAGACACAGCAGCCUACUGUAGCUCUCUUUCUCUCUGGACAGAAGCAGACCAGCUGUGUCUGCGCCACACGUCCAACAUAGUAUCUAUCGAGUAUCUAAAUAGUUUAAUCAAAGGUGCGCCUGUGCAGGUUGUCUGCUCUGUAGCUCGAUUUCUUUCAGAGUCCUCAAGGUAGCAAAACUGGGUUUCUCAAAACCGGGGUACUAAAACAUCCCGUUUUCUGAUAACAUGCACAAACAGAAACUGGGAUACUCAAGUCCAUGUAAACACGGUCAUUGUUGGUUGUUUUUCGACAGCCGUUGGGCACAAAUGUACAGGGUUUUUGCAGUUAUUUCAGCUGGUAUCACAGGUUAAAUAUUUCAUCAUCUAAAAUAAAAAAAGAAAAUCCAGAAUUGGCACGAAAUCAACCUGUCAUGAUGACAAAGACAGGUUUUUUCUGGUCUUUAUUUCUGUUUAUCAGAGAGGCAGUUGGAAAAUGGGGUUGUCUCAGUGCACAUUUGUUGACCUGAUUGUUUAUUUAAACCUUUAAAAAAAAAAAGCACUAUUGAGAAUAUCAGAUUGGCAAAUGAUUUUGUUUUUUUGUUACAAUUUAUUUUUUCAGUGCGUGACAAUAAAAAUUGCCUGAAACCAUAAAAAUGGCAGCAAUAAUUGGCUGAAUAUUUGGCUAACGCCCUAUGAAAAAAAAAUUUGGUGGGGAGGAUUUCAUACUAGGAAAUGGUAAGAGACGGGUGUCAUUUUCUAUAUUGUCCUUUAACUCUUUUGAAGCCCUGUUAAGACCUGUCCUCCUGAACCCAAGUUUAGAUAAAUCAGUUGUGAGCACAGGAAAAGUCAAAGGCUAGAAAUAAACAUUAGUAUCAACUAAAACUAAAAUGAAUGAUGAAUGACUGAGGAAGUGUGAUGACCACCAUCUUUGUAAUUUUUCAGACAGCUUUCAGAGCUCUGCUCAGAUGUACAUUUUUUUGUUUUAUUUUGUAUAAUUUUUAGAACAACACUGCUCAGGGGUUAAACUGACACAGAGACCCUCUUAAGUAUCUGAAAUGCAUGACCAUAACUCAAACUCUCCUCCUAUACCUCCUUACUCAGUGAUGUUACUCUGUGGCUGUGGUUAGCUGUGAUGCAAACAUGUCUCUCUGAUCCCUCUGCUGUCUUGAGCCCAGCUGUAAUUAAAAAGGAUGAUUGCUUCUGUUUAAAAAGUGUACUUUCCUGUUCUCAGUCGUUUGCUAGAUCAGGGGACAGAGUGAAGGAAAGUGAGCGUGUAGUCCCUUAAGCUCAGAUUUCAGAUUUGGAUGUAUGUUCAAAUACAUUGCUGACCUGUGGAUUAGCUCGUGCUAAGAUGUGUUCACCCUCCUCUGUAUGCGAGUCUUCAAAAACAGGUGCCGUCUUUGUACCAUAUCAUUUUUACACUUUGUAAAGCUUAAAUUCUUCUUACAGCACAUGUCAUUGUCUCCAAAAACCUCUGCAUUCUGGUCACAUCUUUUACGUUGAAUAACCACCAUUUUACUAUGGCAACUUCCUGUUUUUAUUUUGUCAUGAUGUGGUUUAAUUGCAUUUGAGUGCAAGAGACUGGCUCUACCCUGAAGUUAGAACACUUGAAAGACUUUUGUUUCCCUCACAUUACUGCACGAGUUGCACUACUGACAAAGAGUUGUACAAAAAUUCAACAGGAUCUGUAAAUAAAUGAGUGUAAUGCUCAAUAAAGCUUGUUAUACUUCUA